ACGAAAUUUUUGUUCGUUAUCCGAAAUUUUGUUCGCUAUCCGAGACAAAUUUUUAGCGAAAUUUUUGUUCGUUAACCGAAAAAUUCGCUAUCCGAGGCGUUCGCUAACCGAGGUUCCACUGUACCAUCAUGACGUCAUCGUGUAUGAAUCUCAAUGAAGCGUGUAAAUCUUACAUCAUGGUGCUUCGUUGGAUAAUGUCUGGUAUAUACCUAUCUGAGAUCAAUACGUUGGUUUAUGCUGAUUCACCAAAUGACCCUAGUUUAGAAAAACGUUUAUAAACAAAUUUGUUGUUUUAAAAAUAUUACAAUUCUGGUAAUAUACCCUGCAGUUUUCCAUAUUAGCUGCCAUUGUCCGUUAGUUGUGUGAGCCUGUGUAGUCCAUGAUGCGGUUUGAUUAUUGUCUUCAUACAUGCGAGCGUACUGGUGGUUUUUUGGUGCUGGGUAUUUGGCGAAUAGCUGUAAGAAUGUAGUGGCGAAAAAGGAAUCGCACGAUUCUUUAAAUAAUAAUAAUAAAAACCUUUUAUUUAGACUUUGUGGGGUUUUUUUAAUUCUUUCCAUGGUGCCUGUCUUUAGUAUAAUGUUUUCUUAUUAAUCUCUCUCUUUCUUUUUCUCUAUCAUUCACCAUUCAUGAUCCAUAAAUGUAUGCAAUAUGCAUUAGCAUGUGUGUUCUCGCAAUCGUUUUAUGCUUCGCGGAGGAAUGUGGUGCUAAAACAAAAAAAAAGGUCAGAAUUAUUAACGUUCUUAUAUGGACUGAUCCAUUGAUGGUGAGAGUCCAUAAAUGAUGUUGAUACCUCUGCCUCUCUUUUAGGAACAACAUUGUCCCCGACUUAUGCAGUUUUGUAUGCCAUCGUAAGGAAAAAUUUUGAAUUUAAAAAAAUGUAGGAUUGGUGAUGAAAGCCGAAGAAGAUGUAAUAUCACACACGUCUACACCGGUAUCGUCAGCAAGGGAACAGAACUCUGUUUUCCCAGUCUGCCCGGCAACUAAAGAUGGCGACGUAAACAAUGCGCUGGUGCUGAUUUCCGUGCUACAAACCGAAGAUUCGCGUACUUUUCUGAAUGAAGAAAUUUCAGUUUCUUACUCAUAAACAGAAAAACCAUGACAAAGAAUCAUUUUGCAACUCUAGGGGUGAAUAUUGGCGCUGAGGAAGAUGAAAUCAAGAAAGCUUUCCGUUCAUUAGCCAAGGUAUGGCAUCCUGACAAAAAUAAGAAUCCAGGUGCUGAAGAGAAAUUCAAGGAAAUUUCUGCUGCUUAUGACUAUCUACAAAACAAAGACCGCCGAGAGAUACUGACGAGAGAACUGACUAAGAAACAAGAGCCUUCAUCAGGGUCAUACACACAACCAACACCAACUUCUAACAGGGAAAACAAAGGAACAGAAACAAAGCCUUCGCAAGAGCCUGAUACUGCAAACAAAGCUGGUCCCAGUUGCUUCAAAGAGAACCAUAAAGAAGGUGCUAGCAAAAAGAAAACCCAUUGGUCAGAUUCAUUUCGGACAGGCAAAAGCAAGAAGAAUGCACGGGACACAGACUGGAAACCAUGGAACAGAGACUGGACAGAUGGCUUUGAUGCUUCUACCCUCCUUUCUGCAAAGUUUUCUGCUGCUUUCUAUGAUUUCCAGACUUUUGUCGACCAUCUUGGAGAGGAAUUUGGACCUCCUGCAAGCAGAGGAUUCCAGUUUACAGCUUUCUGCAGUGAGGAGGACCCUUUUGAGCAAGGUUUGGGCCAGAGACCACGUCCUCAGACCUUCCAGAAACCAAAGCAACCAAAAGCAAAAUCCCCAACCAGAUGUGUUGCUCCAGAACAUGGUUAUGCAGGAGGUUUAGAUGAACAGUAUCUAUUUUCUCCACGCACAUCUCCAAAUAGAGCAGAUAAUUUAAAAGGUUACGAAGAAGACCCCAUUGAUGACGAUGCACUUAAUGAUGACAACUCUAAGCACAAGGUGUUCAAGGACUGGCAAUCUUCACAUGAAGACAUCCUCAACAGAAUCAGACAGGACAGAAAAGCUUAUCAAGCAAAGUUAGCACAAGAAGCUUCAGAAGAAUAUCCAUGCGAAUGGUGUGGACGUACUUUUGUACUGAAGACUCUUGACAGACAUGCUCCCUUCUGCAAAGAGCAUGUCCACCGAUAUGGGAAACCCAUGAACCCACGUUUUUAUGGUGCUAAUCAAGACAGAGGAUACUUCACAAAUGAAAAGAGGCAUGUAUUAAUGCUUUGAUAUCAGGGAAGUAUGUGUAUAUAAGAGGCAUUAUAUACCAAUCUCAUCUUUCAAAGUAGCUCAAACAGAUGGUUGUUUGAAUGAGACAAAUUGAAUAAAAUCUAUAAUACACAUUUCUUCCUGGCUAAAUUCUCUACUUUGAAGAAAGAAAUUGAUAACACCAGAAAGUCAUUUUUCUCAUCAAGAAUGCAUGCAUAAAACCAUUAUACAAAAGGGAGAAAGAUAAUGUAUUCAUUAUUUGUGUGGCAAUUUUAGUUGAGUAGAAGAUGUUUGUGUGUGUUUGCAUAUGUGUAUGUGUGUGCAUGUACAGUAAGUGACUGUUUGUGUUAGUGUAAGAUUUCUCGUACAGCUAGAGAACCUUAUUUUAUUUUUAUUUUUAAUAAAUUGAUGUGUAGACUCAGGGAAAGACAACAAAAGCCUAACAGUAACAAGACCUUCCAAGAAGUCAACAGCACAUCCAAAUGGUUCAGACACAACAAGUAAUCAUUCUUCACCCUCCCCACCUAAAGAUCUGCAUGCAAGAAACAACUUCAAACAAAACUCACGAACAGCCAAAACCAGCUCUUUAAAAGACAAGCUGAAAACACCUUCACCUCCAGAACCCCAUUCUUGAAAAGCAGGUUCCAGAGGAAAGGCUCACCACUAUAGAAACAUAACCCAAGAGUUGUCAUUCUGCUCACAUUGAUCCUGUCCCUGGGAGUGAGCUGCAUCUAGUAAAUCUUUGGAUAAUGAAACAACUCAAUAGUAUUUUUAAAAUUUAAUGUUGAUGAUUACAUUCUACAAAGUAUACUACUUUGCAAACUUCAGAACUGCCAGAUCAAAAUGUAGAAGACUUUGCUUUCACAACAUACCAACAAGUAAAGAGCAAGAUUAGAGAAAAGAUGUCUGCAAACAAGACUAACACACCUCGGCAGGAAUGAUGUUUCUUCUGAACUGCACAAUCACGACUUUUAAAGAACAGGUUUGAAGCCAGUUGAUGGAGGUGCAGAUAUUGGCUGUGUGUACCAACUAGCAGCUAAGAUUGUAUCAUGGCAAAGCAGCCAGUCCUGUCCGCAGUUGCAGAGAGGAAAAAGAGCAUGCCUGAGAGAGGGUUGGAAAUCAAGAACUCGAUCAUUUCUUCAUCAGAUGCUAAAUUCAUUUCAGUACUAGAGAAAUGCUAAAUGGCAGCACCAAUGAACCACCUCCACCAAUGGUGCCAGUGUGAGUAGAACACAUGCUGGAAGCAGAAAGGUUUUAGUGCUUGUCCUUCUUGCAAGCAGAGGCUCAGUGAAAACUUUAUUUUCCUGCAGCUAUAGUACAGGUUUAAAUCUUAAACAUUGUAGUCAUGAUGCAGGAUGUUUGAGUGAAUCUUGUGUUGUGAAUUGUCAGGUGUGUGACUGAGGGAAAUAUUUGAUCGUUUAUUAAUAUGCGAGAGGUAGCAAAGAGUGUAUGUAAUUAAAGCGGUUUUUUGUUUUCAAUGUCAGAGAUAAAUGCUGAUAGAGUUUUCAAAAAAAAAAAAAAAACAUUAUCAUCGGUAUUAUAAUGUCACCCUACUAUCACACCAUUUAUCAGCAGCAACAUUUAAACUCCUUUCUGUUUUUAUCUGUUUAUUGCAGCAUUGAGAACUUUUCUUUUCACCAAUUGACAAUAUUUAUUUUAGAAACUAUUUAGGUGUGUACAAUUGUGAGAGAAUUCAGUGAUAAUCUUCAGCAUCAGUUAUAAAUUGCAAACUUUUAUGUGGAACAAAGGGGAAAGUUCUAUCACAUGUUGACUGUUGCUCCUUGACCAUGACCUGCUUUUUAUUCCUAAGAUUCGUGCAGAUAAGGAUUUUGUAUUCUUACUUUUAUGAUUACAGAGACAUUCUGUGUUUCAUAUGUGGUUUCUUUAUUCUAUGUUGUCUCAGUGACUAAUUUUAAAAUGUCACUUUAUUUAAAUGCUCAAAAGGUAUACAAAAAUAGGCAAGGUUCUGUUCUUUCAAGGAGUCAGUCUUUUUUCACAUUUCAUUACAAGUAUGGACAUUAGUAGACAAAUGUAGCAUAACUGACUGAAAUGAAAUAGAGCUGAAAAUGGCAUCACCAUUUUGUGCUUUGAAGGUUUGUGCAAUAACAUUUAUAUUUUAUGAAAGGUUAGUACAGUUUAUGGUUAAGGCUUGUGAAAUGUUACAGGGUCUUAAUAAAAGAGUCUUAAUAUCAACCUGUUAAACAUAAGAGGUUAAUUGUGAUUUGAGCGUAUGUGAGGAAAAACAAGAAGUAGGCAAGAGACACAAAUAUUUCUGCAUCACUAAAGGAGAUUUGUCAUUCUGGUGUGCUUAAAAAAGAAAAAAGUUCAGUGUCUGUAAUUGCUCAGACUGCAUGUAUAGCAGUCUCUCUCUCUCCCGUGUGUUCUGUUUCAAUUUUUUUUCUUCAUUAUUUUAAAAAUUAGGAAAAGCAGAAGCACAACACAACCAAAGCAGCUAAUCAUUUUCUUCCUCAGCUGUUUCUAUCCUGAGUGGC
Pomacea canaliculata is the source of this 4685-nucleotide messenger RNA. RefSeq lists its product as uncharacterized. NCBI's taxonomy places the organism in Eukaryota, Metazoa, Mollusca, Gastropoda, Architaenioglossa, Ampullariidae. Gene Ontology annotation, cellular component: cytoplasm. The record is from RefSeq and is a predicted model, not a curated record. Gene Ontology annotation, biological process: protein refolding.